AUGAUGACUCCACAAAUGAUGUCUUUUCCAAAUUUCAUUAGAGAAGCGGAACAAACUACUAGACCAUUAGAUCAUGCCUUCCCACCUUUGAAAGUAGAACACAAGUAUAAAAGUGUUUACGAAAGAGCCGGGUUUGAUGUAAAUAAAGGUGACAAUAGUCACCGUAAUCAAAGUGAUAAUAAAUCGAUUGGUUCAGGUAUGAAAAAGAGGAAUUUUUCCAAUCCUAGGAUACAACAUGGCAGUACAAACAACUCAUCAUCAUCAUUGCCACAGGUAAACACUAGAAAGGCACCAAUUCCUCCACCACAAUUGAAGACUGAUUCUUCGGAUCGAGUAGUGUCCCCCACUUCGUCUAGUUCAUCUAAAUCCAGCAAAUCGCUGUCAAUGAAUUCAAAUUUUACUGGCACACAUAAAAGCAAUAGCUCUCACACCACUUUGAGAAAUACUGCUGAAUUCAACGGUGCAUUUGAACAACCAUUGACAACAGGGUCUUCAACAACAACAUUUUUCGGUGAAAAUGAUGUACAACCAAAGCCUUCAAAUGGUAACCCAAUGUCUACUGUCGAUGUUGGGCUAACAGCAGCUAACACUAAUGUUCCAACAAAGCCACAUUUUGACAACAAAUCAAUGCAUGAACACCACCAAAUCGGCUCAAACGUACUAUCAGAAAAUAAGAAUGCAUCAAUAACAACAAGAAAUGAGGAUAAUUCACCUAAUAGACCUGCUUUUGACGCACAUAACGACCAAUUUGAUUUCAGUCCUUCACCUAGUCAAAGUGGGAAAAACUUGAAGAAUUUAAAACUUGAGUUAAAUCAUGAUAACUUGUCCGAUACUAGCAGCUUGCCAGAUGUGAACCAGAACCAAAAGUUUGAAUCUUCAAAUAAUCCAUAUCAAUCUAGAAACUCUUCUAGUGAUGGUCCAGUAAAAGAUAUUUAUGCACAACAAGGAUAUCAAACGCAAUCACAACCAAAUUCUCAACCUGGAUCUGCUAAUUCAGGAGUCAGAUUUGAUCCUAGAAGACAGCGUCAUCAACCAGCAAGUGCUACUUCAAGUAAAUUUCCUGCUCAAAAUUCCCCUCAAUAUCCAAUGGUACACCCACAACAAAGGGGACCAGCUCCUUAUCCAGCGAGUCCAAUGGGCACGCCUGGUCAUGGCUCUCAAUAUCCUCCGCCACCACCAUCACAACAACAACAACGUAAUAUGUCACCCACAAGUGGACACUCACAACAACGCAUUGUUUCUCCUGUAAGUAUGCAUUCACAACAACGUCACAUGUCACCAACAGGUAUGCACCACCACCAACAAAUGCAAAAUCAAAGACCAAAUCAACCACCAGUGCCACGAAUGGGAGGUAUGCACCCAAAUCCGAAACAACCACAAUUGCCAUUAAUGACUCUUGGUGGUCAGAAACAACCAUACUAUCCACAAUCACCAGGUGCCCCACCAUUAAGACUGCAAAAUAGACCUUAUCCACAGCCCCAAGGAAACGUGCAUGGCCAUCCACCAGCUCACCAACUGGGAAUGCAGCAACAACAACAAGGUUAUCCACGCCCACAAGGUCCACCACAACAGACUAGACAAAGACAACAAACUUAUUCUCAAAUAAGAGAUGACAAGUUGUCAUCUGCAUUGAAUGAGUUUAAGAGUGACUAUGAAAGUCAUAAAGGAAGUAACGAUUCACCUACAACAUCAAAUACAGAAACAGAUUUGCCAAGUUCUUCAUCUUCAGACUUGGAUUUAUAUAAAUCUACGCCUGCAAAGGACUCUUUGAAUAAUACUCCUGAAAUCAAUGAUUAUAGAUUUUCUUAUGAAGCCACUAAACAACAACAACAGCAUCAAGUAAAACCAGUGGCAGCAACAACCGCCACCAAUGAUCCUUCUGCACAAUUCCAAAAUUUCACUACACAACAAUUGGCCAAAGAAGGUGAUUUAAAUACCGAAUAUCAACAAUUUUUGAAACAAAAAGAAAUUGGUAAACGUGAUAAUUAUGAUAAUCGUCAUUUAUCUAUGGUCAGUUCUAUAAUCAGUAAAGAAUCCAAUAACAGUAAUGAGGAUGAAAUUGAAAAGGAAUUAGAAAGACAAUUGGAAAAGUUGAAAAUGUCAGGCAGUAGUAUUAAUCUUAGUAAAGUUGAAUCACAAGGUGGUAAUGGUAGUAAUGCUGGUACUGAUUAUGCUACACCUGAUACUACUAUGAUAAUUCCCAAAUUUAAUAUCCAAGAUGUUGAUGACGAUCCUGAACCACAAUUGGAGAAUGUACAAAAUGAAUUAGAAUUAGAAGAAGAGACUACUAGACCAUUGACUAUUACUCGUACAAAUUCAACCUAUGAAGAUGAAGUGGCACCAGCACAAGUGGAAGAACCAAUUGCUAAAAGUGUUAAAUUCACUGAAUUACAACCUGAAGCAAAAAUCACAUCUAAUGUUCCACAACCUCAGCCUGGUUAUCCAAUCAAUGAUUCAUUUGGAAUUGAUGAUGAUGAUAAUGAUAAUGGAGAUGAUGAAUAUGUUAAACCAUUAUCACCUAAAAAUCAUUUAAUUGAACAAGAAUUACAAAGUAUGAAUUUCCAAAUAUCACAAACCACUGAAUCACCAACGACAUUAAUCAAUCAAACAUUUGAAUCCACCACCAUCGCCACCAAGGACCCAUUACCAUCAGGUACUGGACCUUGUAGAUCGUGUCAUGAAUCUAUUUCUCCUGAUGCCAAAGGUCAAUUACGUGCCAUUUAUUCUAAAACUGGUGAAUUAUCAGGUCAAUGGCAUAGGAAAUGUUUCCAAUGUUGUUAUCAUGAAGGUGAUGCUACAGACGGCAUUAAAUGUAAUAUUCAAUUCAAUAAACAUGUUCAAUGUUAUGUUUUUGAUGAUCAACCAUAUUGUUUCCAACAUUAUCAUAUUUUAAAUAAUUCAAUUUGUCAACAUUGUGAAGACGGAAUUGAAGGAGAAUGUAUCGAAAAUGAAUUGAUGGAAAAAUGGCAUUUACAAUGUUUGAAAUGUUCAAAUUGUCAUAUGGGGAUUAGACAAGAUUAUUAUAUUGUUAAUGAACAUGAUAUUAUAUGUCAUGAAUGUAAAACAAAUAAUAAUAUGGGAUUAAAUGUUCAAGAUAGGAUUGAAAAAAGAAGGACAAGAAUUUAUAAUAAUGUGUAA
Candida albicans SC5314 is the source of this 3138-nucleotide messenger RNA. RefSeq lists its product as uncharacterized. Lineage: Eukaryota; Fungi; Ascomycota; Pichiomycetes; Serinales; Debaryomycetaceae. The transcript has a single exon. The record is from RefSeq and is a predicted model, not a curated record. Bases 1 to 3138 code for a protein of 1045 amino acids.